Molecule: messenger RNA, 894 nt
Organism: Anneissia japonica
Lineage: Eukaryota; Metazoa; Echinodermata; Crinoidea; Comatulida; Comatulidae
Product: tropomyosin-like
Exons: 1
Coding region: 1-894 (297 amino acids)
Source: RefSeq, a predicted model, not a curated record
AUGGAAGAGGAGUUGGAAGAGAAAGACGACAAAAUCAGCGUGCUGAAGAAAGAGUCGACGCUCGCCAAGACCGCGAUGUCCAUGUACGAAAAGCGGGUGGACGUCUUGGAAGAAAACCUGAAAACGGCAUGCAAGCGAUACGACGAGGAAGUGAAAAGCAGACGGAUUGUGGAGGCGGCCGCGAAAAAGGCAGACGAGCACGCGCAAUCCAUGGCCGACAAGAACGUCGAAUUGCAGCGAGAACUGUUAAGAUGGCAACCCGAAGAGUCGUUGUACGAAAUGGAAGUGAACCUCGGAGAGAAGGAGGAGUUGCGGCGAGCGCAAUCCGAUCUGGAGGAGGAACGGAAGACGGUUAUGCGAUUGAAGAGUGCGAUCGAGGACCUGAAAAAGGACCAAACGCGUCAUUCGGAGGUUUUUCGAGAGAACAGGAACCUGGAGGAGGAGGUGGAAGCGAACGCCAGGAAGAUCGAAAUUAUCGACGACGAACUUCGCGCGUCAAAACGGACGCUCGGCGACAGAGACAGACUGAUUUCGGACAAAGAUCGAGCGACGUCUAACCUGAAGAAGGAAAUCGCCACUCUCAGAGACGAACUUCGUGCCGAAAAGGACAAGGUGGCAACAGCCGUGAAGGAACGCAGCAACGACGACGCCCAAAGUUCAGUGACGCUCGAGAAAAUAAAAGACGAAUUGCGACUGGCGAACCGGGAAGCGGCGGCUGCAAAAGACCUCAAACGACGGUCGGCGACGAAGCUGGAAGAGACCGAGAAGCAGGUGAAGAGUCUGAAGGAACGGUUGGCUGACAAAGAUUACUCGACGGCCGACGCGAACAAGGAGAUCGCCUCCCUCAGAGACGAACUUCGUGCCGAAAAGGAAAAGGUGGCAACGGCUUCAUAG